AUGGAAAGCACCUUUCUUCUCAUUUUUGCAUCAUUCAUGCUCAUUCAAACAUAUGGCGUAAGCCACAGCAGCAGCAACAUCAUGAUCACGGCUUCCUCAAAUGUUACAUGUAUCCAAGGGGAGCGACAAUCACUGCUUGUAUUCAGACGAGGCCUUGCAGACGAAUCAAAUCGUCUAUCAACAUGGACUGGAUUAGAAUGUUGCGUGUGGCAGGGAGUUGGGUGUGAUAGGAGAAAUGGUCAUGUUGUCAAACUUGAUCUUCGAUCUCCAUCAUCUUUCAUGGACUACUAUAUAUCAUCAAACACAAGUACCUGGCUCAAAGGUAAGGUAAGUCCUUCCUUACUCGAAUUGAAGUAUCUGUGUUACUUGGACCUGAGCAUGAACAACUUCUCAGGACAAAAUAUUCCUGAAUUCUUCGGGUCGUUCAAGUAUUUGGAAUACCUGAACCUCUCUUACUCAGGUUUCAGUGGUGUAGUCCCUCCUAAUCUAGGAAAUCUCUCAAGGUUACAAUAUCUUGAUCUUAAUGUCCAACAUAGGUACGACAUGGUACCUCUCCUUUAUGACGUUUCAUUGAUGGUAAAGAAUGAUCUGCGGUGGGUGUCCUUGUUGUCGUUGUUAAAGCACUUGGACCUCUCAGGAAUAAAAAUCGGUAACCAUAUUGAUUGGUUCCAUCUGGUUAACAUGCUACCUUCAUUGCUUACACUGAACUUGGCCUCGUGUGAUAUACAUAUCUCCUCCAUAAAGUUCAUCAAUUUGAAGUCUCUUAAUUCACUUGAUCUCUCUUCCAAUGGUAUCAACUCCACCAUUCCUGUUUGGUUAUCAAACCUUACUAGCCUUAUGCAUCUAAACCUUGGUUAUAACAACUUCCAUGGUCCAAUACCUGAUUCUAUUGCAACCUUGAGCUCUCUUUCUUACAUUAGCCUUUCAUAUAACGAAUUGUCUGGUCCAAUACCUCCCUCACUUGGUAACCUAUCCUCUCUAAGAGUACUCUCUCUAUAUCGUAAUCAAUUGAGUGGGAGCAUACCUGAAAGCAUCGGUCAAUUAUCAAUGCUUGAAAACCUUGAUCUUUCUGGUAAUCGAUUGAGUGGGAGCAUACCUGAAAGCAUCAAUCAAUUAUCAAUGCUUGAAAGCCUUGAUCUUUCUCGUAAUCGAUUGAGUGGGAGCAUACCUGAAAGCAUCAGUCAAUUAUCAAUGCUUGAAAGCCUUGAUCUUUCUCGUAAUCGAUUGAGUGGGAGCAUACCUGAAAGCAUCAGUCAAUUAUCAAUGCUUGAAAGCCUUGAUCUUGGAUAUAAUCGAUUGAGUGGGAGCAUACCUGAAAGCAUCAGUCAAUUAUCAAUGCUUGAAAUCCUUUAUCUUUUUGGUAAUCGAUUGAGUGGGAGCAUACCUGAAAGCAUUGGUCAAUUAUCAAUGCUUGAAAUCCUUCAUCUUAACGAUAAUCGAUUGAGUGGGAGCAUUCCAACUAGUAUUGGCCAGCUUUCAAACCUCAUUCAACUAGGUGUCUCUAAUAACUCAUUGGUUGGGCACUCAUUGGAUUCCUCCCUUCCAAUUGAAGGCUUUUUCUGCACGCUCCUACAACAUCGGAUCUCAAUUCCCAAAUUGGCUUCAAACGCAAACAAAUCUUGA
Messenger RNA from Erigeron canadensis, 1623 nucleotides. Its product is annotated as receptor-like protein EIX1. The record is from RefSeq and is a predicted model, not a curated record. The transcript is spliced from 2 exons. NCBI's taxonomy places the organism in Eukaryota, Viridiplantae, Streptophyta, Magnoliopsida, Asterales, Asteraceae. Gene Ontology annotation, molecular function: protein binding. Bases 1 to 1623 code for a protein of 540 amino acids.